This is a messenger RNA of Diversispora eburnea, 414 nucleotides long. The record is from the annotation of a GenBank genome assembly. Lineage: Eukaryota; Fungi; Glomeromycota; Glomeromycetes; Diversisporales; Diversisporaceae.
AUGAAUAUUGCAAAGAAUUUAAUCAAGAAAAUUAAUCCUGUUCGCGUUAUUAAGGAGAUGAAGGAGAAAAAGGCGCGAAAGGAGUUGUUGAAGAAAGAAAGGAAGUUGAAAGCAAAAGAAGUUUUUGAGGAUAAAGUAUUUGAGGAUUGGGAAGAUGAAGUUAAGGAGAUGAAGGGGAAGAAGAAGAAGGAAGUUGUUCAUGAGGAAGAAGUUAUUGGAGAAGAAAUUGAAGUGCACGAUAAUUUUUUUGGGUUCAACAAUCGUGACUAUAAUGAGAUCAUGAAGUUGUCCUACAUAGAAUAUCGAAUCUUCUUUUUAACAAAAUUACAAAAUAAUGAGGUGCUGUUAGAGGAUAUGGUAUUUUCAGAUCCAAAAGACAGUGAAGUCGUUUGCUUUGACUUGAGAAGAAGAUGA